Centropristis striata (black sea bass) is the source of this 735-nucleotide messenger RNA. RefSeq names its product NEDD8 ubiquitin like modifier, like (gene nedd8l). Gene Ontology annotation, molecular function: ubiquitin protein ligase binding; protein tag activity. Gene Ontology annotation, cellular component: cytoplasm; nucleus. The record is from RefSeq and is a predicted model, not a curated record. NCBI's taxonomy places the organism in Eukaryota, Metazoa, Chordata, Actinopteri, Perciformes, Serranidae. The transcript is spliced from 4 exons. Gene Ontology annotation, biological process: regulation of proteolysis; modification-dependent protein catabolic process; protein neddylation. Bases 153 to 425 code for a protein of 90 amino acids.
UCCGCGUAUUCCGCCUUCACCACCGGAAUGUUUAGUCGUGUACACAGGAAGUGAAUUCAAGUCAUCCAGACAAACAGGCUGUAACUCGCUAGUAUAUCAAAGUAUUCAAGCAGUUCAUUUAAUUGGAGAUAGUAGUAUAUUGUUUAUUCAAGAUGCUGAUCAAAGUAAAGACCCUCACCGGAAAAGAAAUAGAGAUCGACAUCGAGCCCACAGACAAGGUGGAGCGAAUUAAAGAAAGGGUGGAGGAGAAGGAAGGGAUCCCCCCGCAGCAACAGAGACUCAUCUACAGUGGAAAACAGAUGAACGAUGAGAAAACAGCAGCAGACUACAAGAUCCAGGGCGGCUCGGUGCUCCAUCUUGUGCUGGCGCUAAGAGGCGGCUCGACGCUCCACCGGCCCGUCACACACCGUUCCUCCUCGUCAUGAGCCGCUGUCGUCAUGGCGCCCAGCCGAGUGCCAACGCUGUAGGUGUCCGUCACCGUCUAACCAUGUUUCAGCACACAGAUCUGAAAUCCCCACGCUCCCGGGCCGUCGCAAACAAAAAAAAGAAAAUCAACCAAAACAAGAAGAAGAAGAAGAAAAAAAAAAGGACGUUCUCAUUCCUUUGUAGAUGUUUUUGUAAACCCACAUUGGCUUUCUGAGUUUGACCAGUUGAUGCAGGCACCCAUGCAGUACAAAAGACAGUUUGGAAACACUGUGGUCUUUUUUUUUGCUUGUGAAUAAAUGCUAAAGUUGA